Molecule: messenger RNA, 1405 nt
Organism: Volvox carteri f. nagariensis
Lineage: Eukaryota; Viridiplantae; Chlorophyta; Chlorophyceae; Chlamydomonadales; Volvocaceae
Gene: ubcA
Product: ubiquitin conjugating enzyme E2
Exons: 5
Coding region: 121-624 (167 amino acids)
Biological process (GO): ubiquitin-dependent protein catabolic process; protein polyubiquitination
Molecular function (GO): ubiquitin conjugating enzyme activity
Source: RefSeq, a predicted model, not a curated record
CGGAAGACAUAUUUUACUAGAUAGGCUAUUAUAGAUCCUGUCCUAAAGACAUCACCAUUACUUGUUUGGAAGUCGAUCCUUCGGACCUAUAGACACUUUUGCACGCUUGCCCAAUCAGCUAUGGGAGACACGCUUGCGGCCUCUCUCCUCCGCAAGCAGCUUAAGGAGCUUACCAAGAAUCCUGUGGAGGGCUUUUCAGCUGGCUUAGUUGACGAUAGCAACGUUUUUGAGUGGCAGGUCACUAUCAUUGGGCCGCCGGACACUCUCUACGAGGGCGGUUUCUUCAACGCAAAGCUAAGCUUCCCAAAAGACUACCCGAACUCGCCACCCACCUGCCGUUUCACGUCAGAGAUGUGGCACCCUAACGUAUACGAUGAUGGCAAAGUCUGCAUUUCCAUCCUCCAUAACCCCGGCGAUGACCCGCACGGGUACGAGAGUGCAGCGGAGCGCUGGUCACCUGUCCACACGGUUGAAACAAUUAUGAUUUCCAUCAUCUCGAUGCUGUCGUCGCCGAAUGAUGAGUCCCCUGCCAACGUGGACGCCGCCAAGAUGUGGCGGGAGAACCGGGAGGAGUUUAAGAAGCGAGUGGCGCGCAUUGUGCGUAAGUCGCAGGAGAUGCUUUAGCUCUGGCACGUAGAGGACGGGGCGCAAGCGGCGGCAGGCGGCUGGAUUUUGGAGCCGGGUACCAGGACUUGACUGCGGGCAAGCGGCGGCGGCCAGCCUGCUAGUACAGGCGUGCACGAUAAUUGUUGUUGAAAGGGGAGCAAAGUCAUGGAGCAGGCAGCGCGAGGGGCAGCAAACUUGGAUGUGUGAGGAGCUGCGUGAAGCAUGGAUGAAGGAUUACGAGCUGGUUCCUGUUGGGCUGAACUCGCGUGGGCCGACUAGGAACUGGAUGGAUUCGAUCGCUGCAUGGAGGUGGCCGCGGCAGCCGGUGGCAAUCUGGGGUGAUUGUCUUUGAGUCGCGUGGUGGGAGCAUGAGCCCAUCAUAUGGUGAUGCUCCCACUGGCCGCAUCGCGCCUCUCGGCCUGUGGAUUAAUGCCCGAGGGCAUUAGAACGAUCGCGCGGCGGAGGACGUCAUCAUACGGAUGUUCCUUUCUUGUUGCGCAAUCCUUCUUGAGCAUCGUCGCUAGCUGGCCUCCCGAACCAUCGAUUGUUUUCCUGCAUAAGCCAUCCCAUUUCCGGCAUGAGCCAUCCCACUUCAGCUCUGAUGUCUUUGCCCCUUCGUCACGUGAGCUGCUCGGGGUCAGCGUCAUGUAUGUAGUGUUCAUGUGCAUUGGCAUGAUGCGCACGUCCAUAUGGUAUUCGCGCCGGCACGAUACGCACGUUCAUGGGUACGGCAUGCAGGAACCUUAAUGAGGCCGUUGUGGGGCCCCAACGGCCAGGCCGCACCUAGGAUGGCGAGAAG